This is a messenger RNA of Oncorhynchus mykiss (rainbow trout), 4621 nucleotides long. Its product is annotated as putative ribonuclease ZC3H12B. Gene Ontology annotation, cellular component: cytoplasmic ribonucleoprotein granule; nucleus. Gene Ontology annotation, molecular function: metal ion binding; mRNA binding; RNA endonuclease activity. The record is from RefSeq and is a predicted model, not a curated record. Lineage: Eukaryota; Metazoa; Chordata; Actinopteri; Salmoniformes; Salmonidae.
UGUUGCUAAGAGACAGUAUGUGGGAGGCUGUCAGAAAUGAUGAAGGGAGGGGAUGAUGAAUGAUAUUUAGCUAGCUGUAAUGUUCGUGAAUAGACUGUAAUAGCUAGCCAGCUAUAUAACUUAAAUACAUAUACUUUACUACAUUCUGAACAAAACAUCACAGCUAAGCAAUUCGUUAGACAGCUGAGUGCGUUGUAUUCGUGAGUCGUUGAUUUAUCAUAAUAAAUGGUUUUGGAGCUGGCAGUGCCCGCAAAUGCAGGCCCAUUGCUUCACCGCUCCAUCCAGCACAUUGAGCGUAUUUUCCGGGUGAGGGUCAGCUACGGGUCCGCUGAGUCAAACUGCGACAGCGCAAAUGUCAGCACCAGCAAUAUAAUCAUAGUUCGUGUCGGAGAGGGCGAGGAAGAUGACUGCACCAAGGCAAAAGAUUACAUAGUGUCCUUAAUUUCGCCAGCUCACCGAAAGCGGGAGCGUCUAACGUUGGCUUUACACAUACAGCUGGCUGCGCUGAAGUCAGCCAUCGAGUAUGAUUCUCAGGCUGUGGUGGAGGUGAGGGAGCAUGUGGUGGACAUCUCCGGUGGCGAGAGGAACGUGAUGACGGCAUGGUCGAUGGUGGAGAAGAUCAAAAUGGAGAAACACCCAUGCAGGGAAGAGGCCCCUGAGCUGACUGAGGCCCAGCAGCCCAGUGGGGAGUCUGAGGAGGGAAGCAGCUCAGAGAGCGAGUCAGAGGAGCAGAAUCAGCUGCAGCUGAACAGCGGCGGCUGUAAGAGGAAAGAGCCCUUCAGUGCCACCAAGCCUCACCGGCAGCUCUGUCGCUCUCCAUGCCUGGACCGGCCCAGCUUCUCCCAGAGCUGCACUCUACCAGAGCUCCGCAUUGAAGACACCAAGGCCACUGCAGUGCUUAAACAUGCCAGUGACAAGGAGUACCAAACCAAGAUGGAGUUUGCCUUGAAGCUGGGAUACUCAGGUGAACAGGUGGAGACCGUGCUGAACAAGUUAGGGGCUGCUGCCCUUAUCAAUGACAUUCUGGCUGAGCUUGUAAGGCUUGGUAAUAAAGGAGAACCGGAGGUUCAAGCCAGCAGUAACACCGGCACGUUCGUCUCCCGUGGAGGCCCCUGUGUCAAAGAGGCUGUCAGUCCGGAGGUGUCACUUGAAGAUGAUUCUGUGGAUCCUUAUGAUAAUCUCAGGCCUAUCGUCAUUGAUGGAUCGAAUGUGGCGAUGAGUCAUGGAAACAAAGAGGUGUUCUCUUGCCUUGGCAUCCAAUUGGCUGUUGAUUGGUUUGUGGAGAAAGGACACAAAGACAUCACAGUGUUUGUUCCUGCCUGGAGGAAAGAGCAGUCGAGACCUGACGCCCCCAUUACAGACCAAGACAUUUUGCGGAAGCUAGAGAAAGAAAAGAUCCUAGUGUUCACCCCAUCUAGAAGAGUCCAAGGAAGGAGAGUGGUGUGCUAUGAUGAUCGCUUCAUAGUGAAGCUGGCCUGUGACUCUGAUGGCAUUAUUGUGUCAAAUGACAACUACAGGGACUUACAGAAUGAGAAGCCAGAGUGGAAGAAGUUCAUAGAGGAGCGACUGCUGAUGUACUCAUUUGUCAAUGAUAAAUUCAUGCCACCUGAUGAUCCUUUAGGAAGACAUGGUCCAAGUUUAGAGAAUUUCCUCCGCAAGCGUCCUGUUGUUCCAGAGCACAAAAAGCAACCCUGUCCAUAUGGGAAAAAAUGCACUUAUGGACAUAAGUGCAAGUACUAUCACCCAGAGCGUGCAAACCAGCCUCAGCGGUCAGUGGCUGAUGAACUGAGAGCGUUUGCCAAGUUGUCUGCUGUAAAGACAAUGAGCGAGGGGGCCCUGGCCAAGUGUGGCACUGGACCCACCACAGCUAAGGGGGACAGUGGCUCUGAGGCUAAACGUGUGGCCCCCAAGCGCCAGUCUGAUCCCAGCAUCCGCUCAGUGGCCUGCGAGCCAGAGGAGAGACUGUCUGCUGUCCGUAAGCCUGAGGCAAAUUCUGUGCCUUCCCUCGUGUCUGCCCUCAGUGUGCCCACCAUGCAGCCUGCUAAGAGCCACGGGGCUGGUGCCUUGAACACUCGAUCAGCCAGCAGCCCAGUACCCGGCUCCCUCCAGUUCACCCACAGCUCCCUGGAGCACAUGUCUAGUGUACAGUACCCACACCCACCCAUCCUAGUCACCAACAGCCAUGGUGCUUCUGUCACUUACAGUGAACAGUUUCCUAAGUAUGAUUCUGUGAGCACAGACCACGGAUACUACUCUAUGCUUAGUGAUUUUUCUAACAUGAGCAUGAGCAGCAUGCACAACGUGGACAGCUUCUGUAGCAUGGAGCAUGAGCAUGGGAUUUAUCAGCGAAAUCCCAGCCAGCAUUGCCCUGAGCCCUGCCUCAGCCACUCUAACAGUGACUCCUUCUCCUCUUAUGGGGAAUUAUACAUGAGCUCAGUGGACAGUAGCCUGGAUGAGAGCAUAAAGGGGCAGCAGUCUCCUGCACAGAGCAGACUCCAGGCCUUCUCCCAUGGGGGGUUCCACCACGAGGCCCUGACCCGAGUGCAGAGCUAUGGCCCUGAGCAGCCUAAGCAGGGUCCAAGCAGGAAGCAGUCCAUAUCCCACCUGGCACCGCAUGUCCAGCACCCUGCUGUUGGGGCCAGGUCCAGCUGCCCAGGGGACUACCCCUUACCUCAGAAUGUCCUCCCGUCACAGUCCUCACAACCGGGACGCUCCCUGGGCAUGACACGCAUGGACAGCAUCUCAGACUCCAGGCUGUACGAGAGUAACCCCAUGAGGCAGCGGAGACCCCCACUGUGCCGCGAGCAGCAUGCCAGCUGGGACCCGCUGCCCUGCGGCAGUGAAUCCUAUGGAUACCACUCGUACCCCCUGAGUAACAGCCUGAUGCAGCCGUGUUGUGAGCGGGUGAUGGUCCGCAGUAUGCCUGACAAGAUGGAGCAGAUCUGGAGGUCUCCGUGGGAGAACCCGCCUCAAGCCGAGCGCCAUGUCAUCCCAGAGCACCAGUACCAAACAUACCGCAACCUCUGCAACAUCUUCCCCGCUUUCGUGGUGCACUCUGUCAUGGAGAAAAACCCUCAUCUAACGGACCCACAACAACUCGCUGCUGUCAUUGUCACGAAGCUGAGGUCUUGCCAUUAAGUGUGUUUAUUUUAUUUUUGAAGCUACAAUUGUCUGAAUAGUAUUAGUAUUCUAUAUUUGAAGUUAUUUGAUUGUCAUCAAAACAAUUUCUCCUCAUGAAAUUCAGAAACCCAAAAUCAUUAUAAUCAAAUGUAAGGGAAACUUUGACUGAUGGUAAGAUUAUGUAUUUGAAUUGAAACGUAGUCCUCUAUCAUUUGAUACAGUGAGGAAUUAGUUCACUAUACCUAGAUAAUAUUGUGCAUAUCUGACACUGAUGUAAAUACUAUGUGACUUUGUUGUUUAUUGUGCAAUGAUUUGUGGUAAAAGACAGAGGGAAGUGAGUGCAACCAUACCUCAGAGCAUGAACUUUGACAUUUUAAUGGCCUUAUAUCUGAAUGACCUCACUUCUCCAGUCAUUGUUUAAUGGAUUUCAAUGAAUAUCCUUAUGUUGUUGAGGUCAGUCUCUUUUGCUUUUUAAAUGUUAAGCACUGUAAGUAUUUAGAAUGAUAUAUAUAUUUUCUCAAUCUCACUUUACAAAGCUACUAUUUUGGUAGAACUUGUGAGUGCACGUAUAUAAGCAAGCCAAACUAGAACUGGGAAAGAUCAGACUUAAAACACCUGUGCUAGUAUGACACAUGAAAGCCAUUUCAAAGCUGCUGAAAUAAUGCCAAAAAGAUAGAUAAUUGACCUUGUCAUUAUAAAGCAAUUAUAGUUUUGAUGCAGACAAUUGAUUGGAUAGUAGUGUAACAUCACACCAGUGUUGUAAGCCUUUUCUAUGGUAUAUUGUAUGGCUUGCUGUGUUGAUUAGUUACAUUAAUGUAACUGUGUUACAUGAACAUUAUUGGAAUCAUUUUGAGCAUGUGUAUAUAUCAUUGGGACCUGGCAUGUGACUUAAUGGCACAGAAUGGCACUUCCAUUGUGUCUAACAUGACUUAUUUGUAAUUACUAAGGAACUGGUGAAGUCUCUUUGGCAAAAUGCUUUAAAGAAAAGCAUCAAUUUCCUUAUUAAUGCUGAGAGACAACCCAUAUAAAUGAACACAUGUAAAGAAAACAAAAAAAAAACAUUUCUGAAUGUUAUUUGCCCAAAAUAAUUUUGGGGCUUUGUUGACUUUUGUUUUUUCAUGAACUAAGAGCAGGCCAUGUUGGGCCUGUUGUCUCUUCAUGAGAAGGUGUGACACACUGCCUAAAUGUUUCUUACUGUGAAACACUCAGAAUGCGAGGCUGCCGUCAGGGUUGUUUCUGGCAUUUGGCUUACAGUUUGCGUGCCUACCUUUUCCCCUCACUACUUUCCAUCACGUUUGAAAGGUUUCAUUAUGAUGUGAAAUAUGUUGGUUAUAAUAUCAUUUCUAAAGACUUAUGGAAUUUCUUUUCUCAGUGAGUAAAAUAUGAUCUGAAAUCAAGGUCUUGGGCCAUAUCUAAUGCACGUUCAUAUUUAGUUUAUUUUGGCAUGACGUGCAUGUUUCAUAUUUUUGAUGAGAGUAGAAGAGAGCCCCCCCCCCCCCCC